CCUGCUGGCGCAGCCUCUCUGAUUCUCUCUCCCUCUCCGCGUCCAGCGCUGGGCUUUUUCAGACAAGUGCAUCUCCUAACCAGGUCACAUUUCAGCCGCGACCCACCACCCGUCAGUCACCGGAGACAGACCGCAGGAGGAGGGCUGAGGAAGACGGCAGCGUUUGCUUCGCCAACAGCGGGGUGGCAGGAAGGACGUUAAAAUAUUGCAGAAGUCGAAACCCCUCAGGGCCAAUCCAGACCACGAUGCGCGCCCCGGGCUGCGGGCCGCUGGCGCUGCCGCUGCUGCUCCUCGCCGCAGCCGCCCUGGCCGAAGGCGACGCCAAAGGGCACAAGGAGGGCGAGACCCCCGGCAAUUUCAUGGAGGACGAGCAAUGGCUGUCGUCCAUCUCUCAGUACAGCGGCAAGAUCAAGCACUGGAACCGCUUCCGAGACGAGGUGGAGGAUGACUACAUCAAGAGCUGGGAGGACAAUCAGCAAGGAGAUGAAGCCCUGGACACCACCAAGGACCCCUGCCAGAAGGUGAAGUGUAGCCGCCACAAGGUGUGCAUCGCCCAGGGCUACCAGCGCGCCAUGUGCAUCAGCCGCAAGAAGCUGGAGCACAGGAUCAAGCAGCCCACCAUGAAAUUCCAUGGAAACAGAGACUCCAACUGCAAGCCCUGCCACAUGGCCCAGCUCGCCUCCGUCUGCGGCUCUGAUGGUCACACUUACAGCUCGGUGUGUAAGCUGGAGCAGCAGGCGUGCCUGAGCAGCAAGCAGCUGACCGUGAGGUGCGAGGGCCCUUGCCCCUGCCCCACGGAGCAGGCCGCCACCUCCACCGCCGAUGGCAAACCAGAGACCUGCACGGGUCAGGACCUAGCCGACCUGGGAGAUCGGCUGCGGGACUGGUUCCAGCUCCUUCAUGAGAACUCCAAGCAGAAUGGCUCAGCCAACAGCGCCGCCAGCCCGGCCAGCGGGCUGGACAAGAACCUGGGGGCCAGCUGCAAAGACUCCAUCGGCUGGAUGUUCUCCAAGCUGGACACCAGUGCUGACCUCUUCCUGGACCAGACGGAGCUGGCCGCCAUCAAUCUGGACAAGUACGAGGUCUGCAUCCGCCCCUUCUUCAAUUCCUGCGACACCUACAAGGACGGCCGGGUGUCCACCGCCGAGUGGUGCUUCUGCUUCUGGAGGGAGAAGCCCCCCUGCCUGGCGGAGCUGGAACGCAUCCAGAUCCAGGAGGCCGCCAAGAAGAAGAUAGGCGGCUUCAUCCCGAGCUGCGACGAGGACGGCUACUACCGGAAGAUGCAGUGUGACCAGAGGAGCGGCGACUGCUGGUGUGUGGACCAGCUGGGCCUGGAGCUGACCAGCACGCGCAUGCGCGGGAGCCCCGACUGUGACGACAUCGUGGGCUUCUCCGGGGACUUUGGGAGUGGUGUCGGCUGGGAGGAUGAGGAGGAGAAGGAGCCGGAGGAAGUAGGCGAGGAGGCUGAGGAGGAGGAGGGCGAGGCGGGCGAGGCGGACGAUGGAGGCUACAUCUGGUAGACGCCCUCGAGCAGAGGCGGGGCGCGCCAGCGGGGACCUGAGCAGAAGCGGGCAGCCUGGCGAAUGGAUCCGGAAAAUGCAAUCAGAAGGACCCUGGCUCCAACUGGGAGGACUGGAGGUGUGAGUGUGCAUGGCGCGCGUGUGGCACGUGUGGCUGGCACGGAUGAGUGUGUGUGCGUGUGGCGUGCGCUGACAAACGUGUCCUUGAUCCACGCUGCUCCCGGCAGAGUGAGUCACCCAAAGGCCCCUUCGUCCUCCUUGUAGCUAUUUUCUUCCCAUUUGUUGUUGGUCUUAAAACACACACAUUCACACACAUACACA
This is a messenger RNA of Propithecus coquereli (Coquerel's sifaka), 1841 nucleotides long. It is a transcript of the gene SPOCK2, whose product is annotated as sparc/osteonectin, cwcv and kazal-like domains proteoglycan (testican) 2. The transcript is spliced from 11 exons. The record is from RefSeq and is a predicted model, not a curated record. Gene Ontology annotation, molecular function: protein binding; calcium ion binding. NCBI's taxonomy places the organism in Eukaryota, Metazoa, Chordata, Mammalia, Primates, Indriidae. The coding region runs from base 246 to 1520 and encodes 424 amino acids.